Messenger RNA from Melozone crissalis (California towhee), 765 nucleotides. RefSeq names its product protein-tyrosine kinase 2-beta-like. Gene Ontology annotation, biological process: protein phosphorylation; signal complex assembly. The record is from RefSeq and is a predicted model, not a curated record. Bases 1 to 765 code for a protein of 254 amino acids. Lineage: Eukaryota; Metazoa; Chordata; Aves; Passeriformes; Passerellidae. Gene Ontology annotation, molecular function: protein tyrosine kinase activity. Gene Ontology annotation, cellular component: focal adhesion. The transcript has 8 exons.
AUGGUUUGGCCCAUCCAGGCGGCGCCGACGGCGCGCCCGGACCGCUGGCAGGACGCGGUGUACGGCGGCCCCAUCCAGGCGGCGCCGACAGCGCGCCCGGACCGCUGGCAGGACGCGGUGUACGGCGGCCCCAUCCAGGCGACGCCCACGGCGCGCCCGGACCGCUGGCAGGACGCGGCGUACGGCGGCGUCACGGAGCUGUCCCCGGAAUUCCCGAUCCCGUUAUCCCUGUUAUCCCGUUAUCCCUGUUAUCCUGGAAUUCCUGAUCCCCCCAUCCAGGUGGCGCCCACGGCGCGCCUGGACCGCUCUGGGGACGCGGUGUACGGCGGCCCCAUCCAGGUGGCGCCCACGGCGCGCCUGGACCGCUCUGGGGACGCGGUGUACGGCGGCGUGACGGAGCUGGUGCGCGCCGUGCUGCAGCUCAAGGACGACAUCGCCCGCGCGCCGCCCGACGGACACGUCCUGGCCGUCAAGAACAUCGGGCUGUCCCUGCGGAAGCUGAUGGGCAGCGUGGACGCCGUCCUGCCCGAGCUGCCGCCCUCGUCCCGCACCGAGAUCGAGGGCACGCAGCGGGCGCUGAACAAGGAGCUGGCGGCGCUGAUCGCCAAGCUCCGCCUGGCGCAGCAGAACCGCGGCUCCUCGCUGGGCCCCGAGUGCCGCCGGCAGAUGCUCGCCGCCGCCCACGCCCUCGCCGUCGACGCCAAAAACCUCCUGGACGCCGUCGACCAGGCCCGGCUCCUCGGCAAACCCUGCCCGGAAUCGUGA